CAUUCAUUAUUCUUGCAGGGACCCCAAGAAGUUCUCUUCCAUUGACCCAGAUCAUUGACCAAGCUUGUCAAGAGGCAGAAACUUACAAGGAUGCUGGAGUUGAUGGUUUGAUAGUGGAGAUCUACACGGUGUGUCCUGGGCCAGAAGUCACUGCAGCAAUGACAGUAGUGAGUGCUGCAGUGAGACAGAGCUGUCCCCAUCUCCCUCUGGGUGUGCAGGUCCUGUGUGCUGCAAAUCAACAGGCAAUAGCAGUUGCUCUUGCUGCAGAUCUUGAUUUUAUCCGGGCUGAGGGGUUUGUGUUUUCUCAUGUGGCUGAUGAAGGGAUUAUAAAUGCCUGUGCAGGUGACCUGCUACGGUACAGAAAACAAGUUGGAGCAGAGAACAUUCAGAUUUUCGCCGAUAUUAAGAAGAAACAUAGUGCUCAUGCCCUGACAGCUGAUGUCAGCGUGGCCCAGACGGCAGAGGCUGCACAGCUUUUCCUGGCUGAUGCCGUGGUGCUCUCCGGCACCGCGACCGGACUGCCCACCGACCCCCGGGAGCUGCAGGAGGUUAAGCAUGCUGUGAAGAUUCCUGUGCUGAUUGGGUCUGGAGUGACUCUGGAGAACGUGAGGAAUUACUUGGAUGCAAAUGCUCUAAUAAUUGGUUCGUAUUUCAAGAAAGAAGGUUACUGGGCAAAUGCUGUUGAUCCUGACCGAGUAAAGAAGUUUAUGGAACACAUAAGGAAACUGAGGGAAUGA
Molecule: messenger RNA, 737 nt
Organism: Acanthisitta chloris (rifleman)
Lineage: Eukaryota; Metazoa; Chordata; Aves; Passeriformes; Acanthisittidae
Source: RefSeq, a predicted model, not a curated record